GUGUCUGCACCGACCUCCACGUGCCGGGUGUGUCAUCUUUUUGUUCUCCUUCUUCUAUAUAUACACACAUGCUUCUCUCUAAAAUAUCCUUUUUCUUCCAUAUCCGCCACGUUUCCUUCUCCACUUGUAUGCUUUUCCAAAACCCUUUCUCCGUCGCCGUUUCCGCCUCCUUCAUCGUCCUUGUCUCCACCUGAUCAUGCGGAGCACCUCUUCUUCUGUCAACGAAUCCGCCGCCGCCGAGACCGGUGGCGGCAGUCCAGGUGAGAUCAUGCUGUUUGGUGUCAGAGUGGUGGUGGAUUCGAUGAGGAAGAGUGUGAGUUUGAACAAUCUGUCUCAGUAUGAACAACCUCAUGAUGCCACCGAUGUAAUCGCAAACGACAAUUAUAAGAACGACCUUGUUUCCGUCAAUAACAAAGACGAUGUUGCCGCUGGUUAUGCUUCUGCGGACGAUGCUGUUCCCAACGCCCGAGGGAACCGCGAACGUGAACGCAAGCGAGGUGUGCCUUGGACUGAGGAAGAACACAAGCUGUUUUUAAUUGGACUACAACAAGUAGGAAAGGGGGAUUGGAGAGGAAUCUCUAGGAACUUUGUUAAGACUCGCACUCCAACUCAGGUCGCUAGCCAUGCUCAGAAGUACUUUCUCCGCCGGAGCAAUCUUAAUCGCCGUCGCCGUAGAUCUAGUCUUUUCGAUAUCACGACGGACACGGUCACGGCUGCUCCAAUGGUUGAAGAACCCUUGCAGCGUAAAGAAAUUCCCUCUCAAUCCCAUUCCUUUACUCCAUCAACCUUACCUGAAAUUUCUAAAAACAAGGCAAUCCCAAUAAUACAAACUUUGCCAGUUUCAUUUGGGCCAACACCAUUAGCCACCCCGACCAAGAAUCUAAUGGAAAACUGUGGUCCUAGAGAAGUAAACACACAAAAUGAUGGAUCACUAAAGCUCGCCCUCUCGGAUUCGAUAUUUUCCUCUAAUCAAAUACGACAUGAAUCAUCAUCAGCAGCAGCUUUAUCCCUUCGCCUCUCCUUAACACCUGACCAAAGAGAAACUUCAUCAAGACAUUCAACUUUCCAAUCCAUCCCAAGUUUCAAUAAUGGUGAUGGGAUCAUAAGUGCUGCAUAAUGAAAGGAAGUUAUUAACAAUUAGAGACGACAGAAGUUAUUAGGUGACUGAAUCUGAUCCAAUCAUGUUUUUUGAUGGCAUCUAUGUAAAAUCUAGAUUCUUCUUGAUGAUUUGCUGUUGUUGUCGGUAGCUGGGUACUGACUGAAAAUAAUGAAUGACUAAACUAUUCUGUCUCUGUGUUAGAAAUGAAUUUAGUUUGAAGGAAAGAAUAUCCAAGUUGGAUAAAAUGGGUGGUUGUUGUUGUUGCUGCAAUAUUGUGAAAAGAAAAGGGAGGGGGGGAAAAAGAGGCAAAAUUCCCCCUUGUUUUUGUGUAUGUACCAUUAAAUUUUUGUCAACCUUUGAAAGGAAUCCUGAUGUCUCUGUUCUCUGUCGUGUCGUUUUUAAGUCAUCGCUAUCUUCUUUCUCUCCAAUAAUAUGGUUAUGGUUUAGUA
Messenger RNA from Cucumis melo (muskmelon), 1548 nucleotides. Its product is annotated as transcription factor MYB1R1. Lineage: Eukaryota; Viridiplantae; Streptophyta; Magnoliopsida; Cucurbitales; Cucurbitaceae. Bases 197 to 1117 code for a protein of 306 amino acids. The record is from RefSeq and is a predicted model, not a curated record. The transcript is spliced from 3 exons. Gene Ontology annotation, biological process: response to auxin; response to gibberellin; response to ethylene. Gene Ontology annotation, molecular function: DNA binding.